UUCCAGGUGAUGACCAAGGUCGUCCUGGCUGGAGCCAUCUUGGGGACAGUGUAUUACUACUUUGCGAUGUUGGUGUCGGACUCAGAGCUACGUCUGCACCAGUUGGGUUUCCUGUGCAGUGCCUUCACCAUCUCCAUGUAUCUCUCGCCACUCGCUGACCUGGCCAAGAUAGUCCGAACCCGGUCAACAAAAUGCCUCUCGUUCCCACUGACGGUAGCAACCCUCUUGACAUCGACCUCCUGGACUCUGUACGGUGCUCAGCUCACAGACCCCUACAUUGUGAUUCCAAAUGUCCCGGGAAUCCUCACCAGUCUCGUGCGCUUUUGGUUAUUCUGGAGGUUUUCCCCUGUGCAGGAGAAAUUCCCCUUUCGGCCCGUUCAGGCCUAAGGCCUAACUCGGGCCUAAGGCCUAACUCAGGCCUAAGGCCUGACGCCAAUUCAUUUUGCCUUGCCUCCUCUGGUCGGGGAAACUGCGUACCAUUCCUAAAAUCCCACGGGAGCAGACAGACCUUUGGACGAUCCCCGGGGAUUAAGGGACAGAUCGCUUCACAGCCAACACGCUAUCGCCAAAUUGUCAGAGGAGAAUAUUUCAACUGGAGAGAGAAAAUUGUUCACAGAAUCAGCCGUGGUUCGGGUUCGGAUUUCAAUCUUAGUCGGAAAUGUCUUUUGGUCGUGAACUGACUCUCACUGGGGUAUGGGCGUCUCUCACACACACACAAACUCUCUCACUAGGGUAUGGGCGUCUCUCUCACACACACACACACAC
Chiloscyllium plagiosum (whitespotted bambooshark) is the source of this 765-nucleotide messenger RNA. NCBI's taxonomy places the organism in Eukaryota, Metazoa, Chordata, Chondrichthyes, Orectolobiformes, Hemiscylliidae. The record is from RefSeq and is a predicted model, not a curated record.